Molecule: messenger RNA, 2628 nt
Organism: Striga hermonthica
Lineage: Eukaryota; Viridiplantae; Streptophyta; Magnoliopsida; Lamiales; Orobanchaceae
Source: the annotation of a GenBank genome assembly
AUGGAAAACUCAGCACCGUGGUGGCUAAUUUCCGGUCGCCGGCUGGUGUCGGUGUUCCUCCUGGUUCCUCUCCUUCUCUGUCUCAUCUCAACCUCCUCCAUGGGAGCAAGAGUCAACGCCCCAGCCAAAUCCGACUCCUUCUCCCCACCCGACAAUUACCUCUUCGACUGUGGCAGUACUGGGCCCACGACACUUCCCGGCGGCCGCAUCUUCCUCGGCGAUCAGGACACAGGCAAGUACCUUUCCUACAACGGUCGUGAUGUCCAGGUCUCCGCGGCUAACCCCAAGGACCUCCCGUCCCCGAUUUAUGCGUCAGCAAACAUCUUUGAUAGCGCAGCCACUUACACCUUCCAUGUCACCCGGCCUGGCUGGCACUGGAUCCGGCUCCACUUCGCCCCGAUACAGAACGAUCAGCAGGAUCUCAAGGCUGCCAGAUUCAAGGUCAGCACAAGCAACAACCUUGUCCUAAUCCAAGAGUUCCAGAUGAGCCCUGAGAACGCAACCACCUCAUUGAAUGAGUACCUGGUCAAUGUCACCACCGAGAGGUACUCCCUCACUUUCCAACCUACUCAAGGCAGCGUGGCUUACGUCAGUGCGAUCGAGUUCGUGUCCGCGCCUGAUAUUUUGAUAGGUGACAUCGCCUCAUCCGUUUUCCCCAAAGCCGAUUAUUCAGGCCUCCUCAGUAUUGCAUAUCAGACAGUUUACCGGGUCAAUGUUGGUGGGCCUUUGAUUACGGCCCAAAACGAUACCCUGGGGAGGACGUGGGUCUCGGACACACCGUACCUCGACCCCAAGGUUUCCGGCAGCCAAGUGUCGGUGGCACCCAACGUGAUCACCUAUCCAGACGGCGAGUCUCCGCUGAUUGCGCCACCAGUGGUCUACGCAACUGCCAUGCAAAUGGCAGAUGCCAAUGUCGAGGUCCCAAGUUUCAACAUCACCUGGAAACUGAAGAUAGACUCUUCCUUCCAGUACCUGGUCCGCCUUCACUUUGCGGACAUCGUUAGCAAGUCCACAAACGACCUUUACUUCAAUGUCUAUAUCAAUGGCAAGUCGGCCAUUACGGGACUCGACCUCUCCACGGUGGCAGAGGGACUUACCUCCGCCUACUUUGCUGACUUUGUCCUCAACUCCAGCAUGGUCCCGGGUGGCCUUCUCGACCCCCUCAUCAUCCAGGUGGGCCCCAUGCCCAAUGAGAACGCGGGCACCAAGAACGCCCUCCUCAACGGCCUCGAGGUACUCAAGAUGAACAACUCCGUGGGCAGCCUUGAUGGCGAGUUCGGAGUGGACGGUCGUCGCGCCUCGGCCGCUAACGGGACAGUGGCUGCAGUGGGCUUCGCCAUGAUGUUCGGGGCCUUUGUUGGGUUAGGCGCCAUGGCCGUGAAGUGGAAGAAACGACCCCAAGACUGGCACAAGAGCAAGAGUUUCUCUUCGUGGCUCCUCCCCAUCCACGCGGGUGACACAAGCUUCAUGAGCAAAACCUCCCUCGGCUCCCGCAAGUCUCAGGUGUUCUCGUCCACCAUGGGCCUCGGCCGCUACUUCUCUCUCUCCGAGCUGGAAGAUGCCACCGGAAACUGGGACCCAACCCAUAUCAUCGGCGUCGGUGGCUUCGGCAACGUGUACAUCGGCGAGAUCGAUGACUGCCAGAAGGUGGCCGUCAAGCGAGGGAAUCCCCAAUCAGAGCAAGGGAUUAAUGAGUUCCAGACCGAGAUUCAAAUACUGUCUAAGCUCAGGCAUCGCCACCUGGUGUCCCUCAUAGGCUACUGUGACGAGAACUCAGAGAUGAUCCUCGUGUACGAGUACAUGGCCAAUGGCCCAUUCCGUGACCACCUGUAUGGCAAGAACCUGCCCCACCUCACCUGGAAACAGAGACUGGAGAUCUGCAUCGGUUCUGCCCGGGGUCUACACUAUCUGCACACGGGGGCCGCGCAGGGGAUCAUUCACCGCGACGUCAAGACCACUAACAUCUUGCUAGACGAGAAUUUUGUCGCCAAGAUGGCCGAUUUCGGGCUCUCAAAGGAUGCCCCCACGACCGAGCAGACGCAUGUUAGCACGGCCGUCAAGGGAAGCUUCGGUUACCUGGACCCCGAGUACUUCCGCAAGCAGCAACUCACGGAUAAGUCGGAUGUGUAUUCGUUUGGGGUAGUGUUGCUGGAGGCCCUCUGUGCACGGCCCGCCAUAAACCCGGCCCUGCCUAGGGAGCAGGUGAAUCUGGCCGAGUGGGCCAUGCAGUGGAAGAGGAAGGGGUUACUGGACAAGAUAAUUGACCUAACCUUGGUGGGACACAUUAAUCCUGACUCAAUGAACAAGUUUGCCGAGGCGGCCGAGAAAUGCCUGUCCGAAUACGGGGUGGAUAGACCCACUAUGGGAGACGUGCUGUGGAAUUUGGAGUAUGCUCUGCAACUGCAGGAGGCGUCCCCCUCGCCCUCUCAGGGGAACUCAGAUGAGGAGCAGAAUAAGGUGCUUUCCAGCCCCAUAUCGCCUCUUGUUAUGCCACAUGCCGGCGGUGACAACAAGGUAGCUUCAGGUUCUGAUCACGCCGGUAGUAGGGCUGCAGCCGAACUUCCUCUUAUUGAGGAACAUUCCGGUACUGCCAUGUUUGCACAGUUUGCUGCUCUGAAUGGGCGAUAG